CUUCAUUAGUCAUUACGAGUUGCCCUUUACGUUUUCCCCUGUACUUUUCAACCGGACUACUGUGCAUUCUAGAGAGAGAGAGAGAGAGUGAUGGGUAAGCAGCCGGUGAGAAUGAAGGCGGUUGUUUACGCCUUGUCUCCUUUCCAGCAGAAGGUGAUGCCGGGCCUCUGGAAGGAUCUGCCUGGUAAGAUCCACCACAAGAUCUCCGAAAAUUGGAUCAGUGCUACCCUUCUCCUUAGCCCUCUCGUCGGAACAUACUCCUAUGUGCAGUGGUAUCAGGAAAAGGAGAAGAUGGAGCAUAGAUACUGAAAAUUCCAUGUUUUAUCCACUCCUACUGGCCAUGAUUUUGCCAGGAGCUGCAGUUGUUAAACUCUGGAGUUUAAAUGCUCAUUUGCAGAUAUCUACUUCUGUGACCUUUCAACUUUUGUUAAAUAACUUGAUGUUUGAAAUCUGUGGUGUUAUGCAAAAAUUUUCUGAAUACCUGUUUUCUAUUUUUCAUGAAUAAAGAAACAGAUUUUGUUAUGACAUAA
Molecule: messenger RNA, 530 nt
Organism: Olea europaea var. sylvestris
Lineage: Eukaryota; Viridiplantae; Streptophyta; Magnoliopsida; Lamiales; Oleaceae
Product: cytochrome b-c1 complex subunit 8-like
Exons: 2
Coding region: 91-309 (72 amino acids)
Biological process (GO): mitochondrial electron transport, ubiquinol to cytochrome c
Source: RefSeq, a predicted model, not a curated record